Messenger RNA from Myotis davidii, 948 nucleotides. RefSeq names its product olfactory receptor 3A1. The record is from RefSeq and is a predicted model, not a curated record. Lineage: Eukaryota; Metazoa; Chordata; Mammalia; Chiroptera; Vespertilionidae. The coding region runs from base 7 to 948 and encodes 313 amino acids. The transcript has a single exon. Gene Ontology annotation, molecular function: olfactory receptor activity; G protein-coupled receptor activity. Gene Ontology annotation, biological process: G protein-coupled receptor signaling pathway. Gene Ontology annotation, cellular component: membrane.
GAACUAAUGCAGCCAAAAUCUGGGGCCAAUGGAACAACUAUUACUGAGUUCCUUCUAUUGGGCUUGGUGGAGACACCAGAGCUGUGGCCUCUUAUCUUUGUGUUCUUCCUGUUUGCCUACCUGGUCACAGUUGGGGGCAACCUCAGCAUCCUGGCUGCCAUCUUGAUGGAGCCCAAACUCCACACCCCCAUGUACUUCUUCCUGGGAAACCUUUCAGUGCUGGACAUUGGGUGCAUCACUGUCACUGUUCCCUCAAUGUUGAGUCGCCUCUUGUCCCACAAGCGUGAAGUUCCCUAUGGAGCGUGCCUCACACAGCUUUUCUUCUUCCAUCAGUUGGCUGGUGUGGACUGCUUUCUGUUGACAGCCAUGGCCUAUGACCGAUUUCUGGCCAUCUGCCGGCCCCUCACCUACAGCGCCCGCAUGAGCCAUUCAGUCCAGUGGAUACUGGUGGCUGUGUCCUGGGCCUGUGCCUUCACCAAUGCACUGAUCCAUACUAUUGCCCUAACUACACUCAACUUCUGUGGUCCCAAUGAGGUCAAUCACUUCUACUGUGACCUGCCACAGCUCUUCCAGCUUUCUUGCUCCAGCACCCAACUCAAUGAGGGGCUGCUCUUUGCUAUGAGUUUCGUAAUGGCAGGUGUACCUGUGGUUCUCAUCAUCACCUCCUACAUCCACGUGACAGCUGCAGUGCUACGGAUCCGCUCAGUGGAGGGCAGGAAGAAAGCCUUCUUCACAUGUGGCUCCCAUCUCACUGUGGUUUGCCUUUUCUAUGGAACUGGUAUCUUCAACUACAUGCGUAUGGGUUCACAAAACGCUUCAGACAAAGAUAAAGCUGUUGGAAUUUUUAACACUGUCUUCAACCCCAUGCUGAACCCAAUUAUCUACAGCCUCAGGAACCCUGAUGUGCAGGGUGCCCUCUGGCGGGUAAUCACAGGGAAGCGUCACUGA